This is a messenger RNA of Haliotis rufescens (red abalone), 3111 nucleotides long. Its product is annotated as putative ankyrin repeat protein RF_0381. The record is from RefSeq and is a predicted model, not a curated record. The coding region runs from base 124 to 3012 and encodes 962 amino acids. Gene Ontology annotation, molecular function: protein binding. The transcript has 4 exons. NCBI's taxonomy places the organism in Eukaryota, Metazoa, Mollusca, Gastropoda, Lepetellida, Haliotidae.
GGUCUUCCCAGCGACGCAUACGUGGCAACUGCGCAAUUCGACUUGCUAGUGCUACAUUUAGCUGACUUUCGAUGGAUUAUUUCCUUAAUUACACCGUGUGAUGAACUGAAGGAUUAGCUGAUUAUGGAAAACGAUGGCAGAGCAAGACGGAGGCGCCCAAGGCACAGUCAGGUGGGGGCUGGGUACAGGGGGGACAACUUGAACAUCGAUGCUGAGAACGUCUCUGUGUAUGGGACGCAGGUCAUCAACACUGAAGGCAGUGCACAGCGUGAUGAGCUGGAUGGCCAGAACGUGUGCUAUGGUGGGACACAGAUUGUAGUUUCUCCUCUACAAAAACACCAACAAGAUCGAUGGGACGAUGAAGUGAGUACUCAUGUGAAGGGUCGCGCGUGGACAAGUGUUUGCACUGCAGCAGACCAGCACCUGCAACUCCACUCCACAGUGGCCAUCACUGGGUGCCCUGGAGAAGGCAAGACUACGCUGGGGUACCUGCUGCUACACAACUUGAGGAAGCUCAGUUGGACAGUCUUUGUGCCCAAAACACCAGAAGAGUACUUUGCAUGUAAAUUCACCAACAAUACAGUUGUCAUGAUCAAUGAUUUAUGGGGCGCGUUUGAGUUUGACGAAAGCACUGUCAGGAAAUGGAUUCCUGUCCUGGAAGAUGUGAAAGCCAGGCUGGACCAGACGAACUCAGAAGCAAUGUUUGGCACUGGUGAAGACAGGACGCAAGCCCGGCUUGUGAAACUCGUCUGUGUCAGUCGAGGAUAUAUCUGGAAGGAUGCCAGGCCCAAACUUGGCAAAUUUGUCAACAACAUUUUCAGAAAUGAUUCCAUAAUCGACAUCUCCAAAGAUAAGCAAUUGCAACCAAAUGACAAAUUAGACAUUAUUAAAUCAUUCGAACACAAGUACAACCUGACGCUACCAAGGACUGUUUCUCAGAGGAUGAUUGACAUUCACCUUCCUCACGGCUUCCCUCACUGCUGUGAGCUGCUCUUCAACUUGCAGGGUGCUCUGUCUGAUCCCGAAUCAUUUUUCCAGCAUCCCAUCGCGUUUCUGAACGAAACUCUAGGGCACAUUAUCCAGGACAAAUCAGUGGAAGUUGUCUUUAGCCUUCUACUGAAGCACGAUGGGAGGUUUAACAUGCAUUCGCUUGGCAAGAAGGUUAGCAUUGACGAACCCGGACUGCCGACCAUCAAAACGAAGAAAAUAAGAGACAUCUUGAAACGUUUUGAAGGCAGUUACUUCAGGAGAGAAGGGAGAUGUGUUAUAUUUUCUCAUCCAUCAAUAUAUGAAAGCGUUGCCUCGACUAUUGGAUCGACAAACCCUGCAUUCCUUGUGGAGUUCAGUAGUAUGGGUUGUCUGAAGGAUUGGUUGGUGAUAGGAAGCGACAAUUUGCACCCCGAGUUGCAAGGUAAAGUUAUUUCUGUGUCGGAGGAAAUACUUCCUUUACUCAUAAACCGUUUUCUCACAGAAAUAAACUCAGGCAAUCUAUAUGAGGUUCUGUCACACAGUAUUUUUGGAAACGAGGACUUUGUUGCAAAGUUUCUCGAAAAGACAAACAUCAAUGACCUCAUGAACUCAAUUGAUUUUCAGUCAGACUUGAAGUUUCUCUUCUUAGUCUCCAGCUGUGGGAAGAAUACCUUUCUCAGGAAAAUCAUCGCAAAUAGACAUUUAUCUUCUGAAGAGUACACUGAAUCUUUGUGCGGCUGCUGUCACUAUGGAAAUGAAGAAGGUGCAAGACUACUGCUGUCACGAAAGUUUAUGGGUGUUCAUAAUGUUAGCUCGAAGAACAGCAAGGGCGACACGCCACUGAUCUGUGCAACAAGAGCAGGCAAUGUGAGCUUAUGUGGACAACUGUUGGAGAAAGGAGCCAAUAGGACAUCAGUAAAUGGAGAAGGAAACAGUGCCCUGCAUCUGGCAGUAGAGUCUGGAAAUCAGGACCUGACUGAACGGUUGACCACCAGAGAAACGGUAAACUUGAAGAACAAAAAGGGUGAAACGCCUCUUCACAGAGCGGCAUCGGUUGGCCAUGAAGGAACUGUCGACAUCAUCUUAAAUCAUGGCGCUGACUUGAACCUGAAAUCAAAUGAUGGCUUAACUGCUUUGUAUAUUGCCAGUCAAUCCAAUUCAGAGAAUAUUGUGGAGUCACUUCUUCGAAAAGGAGCAUCAGUACAUUUGGAGAACAAGGCAGGAAACACAGCUCUUUUCCCAGCAGUUGAAGGAGGUCAUCGCAGGAAUGUCGAAAUGCUUCUGCAACAUGGAUGCGUGGUGAACCACCGAAAUAUGUAUGGAGUUGCACCAGUCUACUACACCUGUAGAAACAAUGAUGUGAAAUUGUUCCAUCUGCUGGUUGCCCAUGGCGCCAACGUGAAUGUUGAGAACAAGCAGGGUGUGACGCCAAUCAUGGUGGCAGCUCUGUAUGGGAACACCAAACUAACAAACGAAAUGUUUUCAGAAGGGGUACAGAUGAUCCAUCACACGAACAAGGAGGGAUCAAGUGUGUUACAUUUUGCAGUGCGCAGUGGCUGUGCUGAAACCGUCAAGUUGAUUUUGAACAAAGAUUGCAAGGUAGACAGUCAGGAAAAAGGGCAGAAGACACCACUGCACAUCGCGUCAGAAUUAGGCCAGACGGAGAUUGUGUCAGAACUGCUCUUUAGGGGUGCUGAUUGUCGCAAGGUAGAUUAUGACCGCAGAAGUGCGUUACACUUUGCCUGUUUUGGAGGACUCACUGAAAUAGCAGAACUGUUGCUUGAUGCAGGAUCUGAUGCUAAUGCCGUGGACUUCAAAGGCAAUACCGCAUUACAUAUUGCAUCGGCUAAGGGGUUUGCCGCCCUUUGUGAAUUGCUCCUGGAGAGAGGUGCAGACGCCAACAUUCAGGACAAACAAGAUCGGACUGCUUUACACUUUACUGAUGAAGAUUUCCUCCUCUUAUUAUAUGUGUUCGUAUUCACACACUAUUAUUUCUUGAAAUUUAUCUUCGAAUAUGGACAACAGAUUUCAUCAGAAACAUAAUGAGGUGAUCCGUGAAUCAAACCAACAACCAUACACACUUUGGCCACCCAUGCCCCCAGGGUGAUAGGCCUUAAUAUAAACAUUAACAUUUAAGAAUUG